AUGUUGCGCUGGUACGCUCUCCCUCUUCCCGCCCUUGCCGCGGAAAACAACAGCUCACAGUUUCAAUGCAGGUACCAAAGCAAGCUGGCCAAGAGGCCCAUCCUCACGGCUAGUAUAACCAGCGCGGUGUUGUUUGGUAGCGGUGAUGUUCUAGCCCAGCAGGCCGUCGACCGGAGAGGCCUCCAGAAGCACGACUUUGGUCGCACCGGGCGCAUGGCUCUCUACGGUGGAGCUGUCUUCGGUCCUGUUGCCACCACCUGGUUCGGUAUCCUCCAGCGCCAUGUCGUCCUUAGAGGCACCGCCUCCACCACCAUCGCCCGCGUCGCUGCCGAUCAGAUGGUGUUUGCGCCCAUUCAAUUGACCUGUUUCUUGUCCUCGAUGGCCAUUAUGGAAGGAAGCGACCCGAUUGAGAAGUGGAAUACUGCCUUUGUGCCCAGCUACAAGGCCAACCUGAUGGUCUGGCCGUUUGUCCAGGGGGCCAACUUUGCUUUAGUGCCCCUGGAACUCCGAGUGCUGGUGGUCAACAUUGUCAGCUUGGGCUGGAACUGCUUCCUCAGCUUGAUGAACAGUGGCGAGGAGUAA
Messenger RNA from Penicillium canariense, 582 nucleotides. RefSeq names its product Mpv17/PMP22 family protein. Gene Ontology annotation, cellular component: membrane; mitochondrion; cytoplasm. NCBI's taxonomy places the organism in Eukaryota, Fungi, Ascomycota, Eurotiomycetes, Eurotiales, Aspergillaceae. The record is from RefSeq and is a predicted model, not a curated record. The transcript is spliced from 4 exons. The coding region runs from base 1 to 582 and encodes 193 amino acids.